GCCAUGGUUGAGACGGUGAACAACUUGCUCCAGCCCAGGGCCCAGGCAGCGUGGAGACAGUUGCCCACGGGGGAGCAGCUUCGCUGGGCUACCACCCUGCUGGACACGGUGGAGGCUGGAGCUUUCAUGCUGGCCGAUAACCUGUUGAAGACGGACACCGUGGAGGAGAUCACCGACAACAUCCAGUUGGAGGUGGCGAGGCUGAGUACGGAGGGGAAUCUGGCGGACCUGACCUUCCCCCAGUCCGAACUACAUGGGAACUCCAUCCAGCUGUCUGCCAGCACGCUCAAACAGCACGGGAGGAAUGGUGAGAUCCGCAUGGUGUUCGUCCUCUACAGGAACCUGGGCUCCUACCUGUCUACAGAUAAUGCCAGUGUUGGUCUGGGCAACGAGGCUCUAUCCUAA
Oncorhynchus nerka (sockeye salmon) is the source of this 405-nucleotide messenger RNA. RefSeq names its product adhesion G protein-coupled receptor L3-like. The record is from RefSeq and is a predicted model, not a curated record. The annotation marks the transcript as partial. NCBI's taxonomy places the organism in Eukaryota, Metazoa, Chordata, Actinopteri, Salmoniformes, Salmonidae. The transcript is spliced from 3 exons.